AUGCGUGUGGUUGGGUCGCAGCUUUUAGGCAGAACCCAUGUCGGAGGUGGUUGGAUCAACCCCCCCGCCGCCGCAGCUAUGCUGCUGCUCCUGUGUCUUGGCCUCCUUCCUGCCGUGGCCGCUUGCCCGCCCUGCUGCCUUUGCGCCAGCGACAUCGUUUCCUGCAGCGGCCGCAAUCUGUCCUCGCCGCCCUCCGCUCUGCCCGGCUACGCCACCCGGCUGGACCUGAGCCACAACGCCCUCCGUGCCCUGCGCGCUGAUUGGAUUUCCCGGCCGUUUGACCGGCUCUCGACGCUCGUCCUCAGCAAGAACUCCAUUAGCCAAAUAGAGGAGGCAACCUUCGCCGUGACACCUCACCUCCUCCACCUGGACCUCUCGUCCAACCGGCUGACGGAGCUGAAUACGUCCGUCUUCGCCGGACUGAGGGAACUGAGAGAGUUGCUGCUGAUCGACAACCAGAUCGCUCAGAUAGAGCCGGGGGCCUUUGGCGACCUGACUAGCCUCCAGAGGCUGUAUCUUUCCGCAAACAGGCUCACGGCCUUCCCCCUGGAGCUUUACGAGGAGUCCCGCGGGCCUCGUAAUCUCACCUUCCUCGACCUGUCACACAACAGACUUUCCACGGUGCCCGUCCAGAACCUGCUGUCUCUGACCCACAGAGGAGGGAUUUAUUUGCAGCAAAACCCACUGGUCUGCGACUGUGCCCUUGCGGCCUUGCUGGAGUACUGGGCUUUGAAACAGCACCGUCCUCUGAUAGAUUUCCGAGGCGAAUAUCCAUGUAGAGACCAAGGAGAACUGGAGGGUAAUUGCACAAGUCAGAGGGUUUCGGACAUUCCCCCUGAGGCGCGGACCUAUCAAACCGAGCCCGGCGAGUGGCUCAGAGUGCCGUGCCCGGGGCUGACGAUACCCAUUCCGGAAGGGCAGGUUGUUUUCUGGGUUACUCCCAGAUCGAUCGUAAAUUCGUCCACCAGCGAUCUGAGCUCUCACUUAUCAGUUCUUCCCAACGGCACCCUCGAAAUCCAAGACGCUUUAAUUGAAGAUUCGGGCACCUACGAGUGCGUGGUGGCCCGGGGGCACUACCGGGAGCCCAGGGACUCUCUGGAGGUCAGGGUGGUAAUUGGAAACUCCAGCGUCUCCCCCACCAGCGGCCUGGCCCACCGGAGCAGCUCGGAGCACUUCAACACCGCCUUCACCACCCUGGCUUCGUGCGUGAUCAGCAUAGUGCUAGUGCUGCUGUACCUCUACCUCACCCCCUGCCGGUGUCGGGAGAGCAGGGACGGGGGGUGCGGCGGGCGGGCCAUUCUCCUCUGCUCGGACCCCAGGGAGGUGGAGUCCGGACAGCGGAGGUCCAACGGAAAGAGGGUGGCUUUCCUGGAGCCUCACGUGGAGGACUCUGAUACGAGCGGCCCCAAAACACCUGCAAUAAACUUGGAUCCCCCCUCGACUGAGGGAAUUCUGAAGAAUGGAAGUAGGGCAGUGGGACAGACCCUCACAGACCCUUCUUAUAUAUAG
This is a messenger RNA of Menidia menidia (Atlantic silverside), 1509 nucleotides long. The record is from the annotation of a GenBank genome assembly. NCBI's taxonomy places the organism in Eukaryota, Metazoa, Chordata, Actinopteri, Atheriniformes, Atherinopsidae.